AUGCCAUCUGCGAAGGCUUCAGGAUCUGACGCCAAUGGUGCGGGCUCCGCGAGAUCGCGCGACCACAAGCAGGGCAACCAGAACGCCACCUGGACACCCGAACAGGAGGCCGCUGCCCUGCGAAUCAAAAAAUGCUCGGCAAGCGCCUUUUACGAGAUUCUAGCUAUCGAGAAAACUGCAAAGGCGGCACAGAUCAAGAAGGCGUAUUAUAAACAAAGUCUGUUAUCACAUCCGGACAAGAACAAACACCCAGACGCGGCGGAAGCAUUUAAGAAGGUUGCAUACGCAUUCGAGAUCCUCAAUGAUGACAGUAAGAGGAACAUAUACGAUCAGACCGGAGUCGACCCCAACGCCAAACACGCCCCUGGUCCAUCGGCGGGUUCUGGAUUCGGCGGUGGGGGACGGGGAGGAGGUGCUCAGUAUGCCACAGAAAUCUCCCCAGAAGAAUUGUUCGCUCGCUUUUUCAACGGAGGCUUUGGAGGAAUGGGUGGUGGUAGCCCGUUCGAUGGGGGAUUUGGUGGUCCCCAGUUUGUGUUCAAUAUGGGAGGAGGCGGUCCGGGCAUUCGUAUGCAUCAAUUUGGAGGAGGCGUCCCCCGCCGCAGACCUCGCCCAACCGCUAGCGGACAGUCCGAGCCUCCAGUUGAUGGCUGGGGUCUUGUUCGCCAACUACUACCUCUCCUCCUCCUUUUCGUUCUUCCUCUUCUUUCCUCUCUCUUCUCUGGUCCUUCAACCUCGGCCGGUCCGACAUACCGAUUCGGCAAUCCUUUGACCCCGCACACCAUGGGCCGCACAACGCCCAAGCUUGACCUCAGGUACUAUGUCAAUCCGGUCGAUGUGGAGGACUUUAGUCAACGGAAAUUCCGUCAGCUCGAUCAGCGCGUGGAACUGGACUAUGUGUCAUCACUCAAGUAUGACUGUGACCGCGAGGUCAACGCCCGCGAGCGGAUGAUCCAGGAAGCCCAGGGGUGGUUUUUCCCGGAUAUCGAGAAGAUGAAGGAAGCGCGGGCUAUGGAAUUGACGCACUGCCGGAUGUUAGACUCGCUCAGGGGGAAGUACUGA
Messenger RNA from Penicillium atrosanguineum, 1059 nucleotides. Its product is annotated as J domain-containing protein. Gene Ontology annotation, molecular function: Hsp70 protein binding. Gene Ontology annotation, cellular component: endoplasmic reticulum membrane. Gene Ontology annotation, biological process: cellular response to misfolded protein. NCBI's taxonomy places the organism in Eukaryota, Fungi, Ascomycota, Eurotiomycetes, Eurotiales, Aspergillaceae. The record is from RefSeq and is a predicted model, not a curated record. The transcript is spliced from 3 exons. Bases 1 to 1059 code for a protein of 352 amino acids.